CGUCGCGACCGCGGGACGCGCCGCAGCGCUGUAGUCUCUAGAACGAUGCGGUGGGAAGGCGAGAGAGCGAGAGCGAGAGCGAGAGCGCUGCCGACGAAACAUGGCGUGUGUUUUGUUUGCGUACGCGAGAGAAUCAACGAGGAUGGUCACGCGCGUUACGUUGAAUUACGGCGGAUACGUUGAACGCUGUGCUCGCCGAGUGCUUUAAUGUCGCGUGAAUGUCGCGGCAGCUGGUGACGCGGCUGGAUCACAUGUGCCCGGAAUCGCGGGAAAGCGGCGCGUUGACGCGAUGAACGCAACGAGCCUGUACGUCUCGACGUGCCGGCUGGUGCUGCAGGCAGACGCCGAGGACCCGAACUCCUGGACGGACCUUUACAGGCUGGUGCCGUAUCUGCGACAGAGCCUGAGCUGCACCGUGUGCUCGAACCUGCUGAUCGAGCCGCACACGCCGACCGAGACCAACUGUCAGCAUCACGUGUGCCGCGGCUGUCGCGGCGGCCGCAAGAAGCUCAAGCCGUCGUGCGGCUGGUGCAAGGACUAUGACAAGUACGUGGAGAACGUGCAGCUACGGAUACUGCUGCAGUGCUACAAGAAGCUAUGCGAGUACCUGACCAGCACCGGCAUCUACCGCACUCUGCUGCUCGCUGUAACGUCCGCCAGCGGUGCCACCACCAACGGCGCGCCGUCCACCGUCGGCGCCAGCAGCCUCAUGGAACUGAUUCAGGAAGGCGCGGGAUUCAAGGAUGAGUUCAAGAGCAACGCAGGUCUGUCCAAGUCUGCCUAUAGCAUCCUACCGUGUGUCUACACCAGUACCACGUCCACGCAGACCCAGGCAAACAGCGUUCAAACCACCGAGGCAAUGUCACAGAGCAUACCUGCAGAAUCACCGACGAUUCGCACGGUAUCGAACGGCUCCUCCAUAUACUCGGUGAUGUACGCUGGGUCCGGCAACAAGAUUACGAUAAAACGGAAGGCGGCCGCUACGGAGGACACGGAUACGGGGCAGCAGGAGAUGGAUGGAAGUCAACAUGGCUCUGUAGGAGGGGUAAAAUGCAUUCCGUCUUCCCACCUUAAAUAUGGGACCCCUUCUGAGAAAAAAUCUUCAAAGAGCAGCAAAUCCUCGGGCAGUUUUAAAAAGCCGAGAUCCAGUUCCGCGAGAAGUAAAAGGAAAGGCUGUAGGUGCGGCAACGCCACCGCGAUACCCGGAAAGCUCACCUGCUGCGGUCAGAGGUGUCCUUGUUACGUCGAAAGUAAACCCUGCGUAGAGUGUAAAUGUCGAGGUUGCAGAAAUCCUCACACGGCAGAUGGAUUAAAGAUCCGUCCACACAUACCUGAACUUCACAAUUUACAAUUGCAACUGUCCACGUCGUUGGAUUGUGAUACACUAAGCGGGGAUCCUCUGGGAUCCGUGUCACAGUGUCUCUCGACGUCCCCUACAACGAUACAGGUCUUGAAUGUGUACUCUACUCCGCGAUUGGACAUUGACAACGUACCGCAGAAUUUGCCUGCUGCUUUGUUAGUCGGAGAAGACGCUAUGGUCAGUACGGAGAGUGAAGCGGAAGACAGCGACAUACAGAUCGACGUGUGACAAAGUGUUUAAACGGGGGCGUAAAAUGCCAUAUCGUACCAGGAACAUCGUGGCGAUGAAGCGCCCCUAAAUGCGAGUAAAAAGACGCGCUUGUUGUAAAUAUUAUAUCUGGACCAGAAUCGGUGCAUCGAGCGAAACGAUUUUCAGAAUCAAAAACGCAUGUAAUUACACGAGUUCCCGGAGAGGUGUGAAGUUUAGUUUAGGAAAAAUUAGAUUAUAUAUCGCAUGUCGAAGAGCGGUGAAAGCGGUUCACGUAUAGUUUACUAUUAUUACCUGAAUGCACAUGUAAAUACUUUACACGGUAUGAAAGAGUUACGCGGAAUUUAAGUGGACGCUUGAUCACGAUGACGAUCGAUUUUCUCUCGUGAGAAUUGCUGUUUCUGAUUUUACAUCUACACGCUACUUUGUAUACAAUUCCUUAUGUAGCAUUUUUAAGAUUGCACGAAUGCUCACGAUAUUCCCUCUUCAGUAAGUGUCUAGCUAAUUGUAUCGUAUAAAUGGCAAGUUUCGUCGAAUAUCGAGAUACUUUUCACCCAUGCCUAUUUUGAAUAAUAUCAACAAAAUUCUAUUAGAUAAAUAUAUUUUCUGCACAUUCUGAAAUGGCCUGAUAUGAUAAUCUGCUUGUUUUACAAUUUAUAAAUUGAAAUUAAUUUAGACUGAAACGAGGUGUCUCGUUUUUAACUUGCCAGUUGUAUAUACAAGGACAGAAAGAUCGUUAUCUAUCAUACUGGUUUUUUACAAUUCCGUAAGUAUAGAGAAUAGGGGGAUGUCGUAUGAUAACUUGUUAAAUUUUCCUACAGUUUAGAAACGCAUCGAAAAUGAUAAAUUUACUCUUAGCAAACUUACAUUAAUGAGGAAGUAGCCUAAACGACGAACGAAGAAUAAGAGACCAUACGUAAUUUAAAAAAACAACUGUAAAGGUCGAUUGUUGUUCUAAAAAGUUUUUAGUUACUUGAAAAAAGCAUAUUACUGAUUUAUUAUAUAAUCUGUUUAAGUAGCGUUUUAUUAUCAGGGCCGAAUUUACCAAUUCGGGUACUAAAUUGAUAAGAUUCUAGAGAUAGAACUAAUUUUUGUAAAACAAGACACACACACACACAUAUAUAUAUAUAUAUAUAUAUAUAUAUAAAAUAAUUUUAUUUUUUAUUAUGAUAUAUUACAAGAGAAAAUAAAUGCAUUAUUCAUUUAUUUAACAAGUUUUGCUCCUCUUUAAAUUGAAUCUUUGAAUUGAAUUGUAAUAUCACAAUUAAUUUCGUUUUAAGUGAAUUAUCGAUCGAAUUAUCAAGAUUAAAAAAGGGAGCAAUGGCAUUUAAGCGAUUUUUUGUAAAAAAAGUACACGUAUUUCUGGCUAGAAAUCUUUAUAUAUACUAACUUGCUAUUAUCCAUAAUGCAGUGAUACACAGUAUCAUUGAGCUAGUAUAUCGCAAUAUAUCAAAAGCUAUUUAUUUAUUUAUAUUUAUUUAAUAUUUUUCGUUUUAUUAUUACAUUUUAUGUACAUUGCUUAUUUGUUAUGUAAUAUAGAGAUUAUUUAUAAUAAAUUGUACCAUAACCAUAUGCGAAUAUAUAUGGUUAUCUUUUUUUCUAUGCUGCACCGGUCGCGUAUCUAUAUAGACGGCAGUUAAAUUCAGCCCUGGUUACUGUACAUAUUAUAUAAGACUUACUUUUAUGUAUAAACAGUAUCUUAUCACAAAGAUUCGUAAACUGUAUUUUUUAGAGAUGGUUCUGUUGAAUCAUCUAGGGUAAGUGACGACGAAUUAAAAGAAUUGCGUUAUUCUUAUGCGGAUAUAAUUGAGUGCGUUAAUAAUUCGUUAAACCGUGUGGAACAUCAGUACAAAUUUACCAAGUGUGUAUAAAAGGUAUCUUUUACUUUUGCUCUUUUCGAGCAUCUACGAAUCUAUCAAUCGUCAUAGCAUACACAUUGAUAUAGACAUCGCUCUCACAAUAGAAUAUACACAUUACACAUACAUAAAUGAUCUCAUAGUUGUCUGGUGGUAAUCUACAAUAAGAAAGUUCAUCAAUCACGGGAGGAAGGAAAUAUCGAUAAAUGCACGUACGUAGAGAUUAAUUCUUCUUUAAGUCGGAAAUGAAAAAAUCGGAUAGCGUACAGCGUACGUAAAACAUCGUUUAAACAUAAGGCAAUACGCGUUAAAGCUCAGCAUAAGAUAAAAUUAAUAAGAUAAAUGUAUUUUUGUAUAUGAAAGUUAAUAUUAUCCAUAUUAUAAUAUUGCGUAUAAUUGUUAUUCUCGUUAUUCACUUGGAUGUGGCUUAUUAUUUUGAGAACCUACGUACGUACGAAUGUAUGCAGACAGUAAGUUUAUAAUUAUCCCUGUUAAUUUUGUCUUAUGUAAAGCUAGCGAAAAUUAUUGAAAAUGAGUAGGAAUUAUUUGGAGAUUCACUUCCAUAAGAACAAAGAUGGAAGAUUACGGAUUCUUCAAAACUUUCUACUAUCUUAAUGCAUUUUAAGCGCCGCGCAUAUAUUGAUUACUAUGUUUCAUAUAUGUACAUAAUUCUAUUAAAAAUAAGGCAAAAACGGCAGUUGGGACCUAGCUGUAGCUCAAACGAUACAUUCAGGCAUAAUUGAGGAGUGACUUUUAAACUAUUGAUCAUAACUUAUUUAAUUCUCGGUAAAUUGUGAUAUAGCAAAUAGAUAAUCGCGAUAUAACGUAACAGGCAACAUAAAGUAGAAUAUAUUAACAUGUAAUUCACAUUCCAGUAUUUAGUUUCGGCACUAUUUCCUAUCCUGUAAUACAUAUUUCUGUUAUUCGGAUACAACGCAUGCUUUUAAUACUGACGUAAAUAUUGUCAAAACUCUAAGUAAAAUUAUUCAAAUGAUUAAUAAGAAAAAGUUACUCUUCAAUGAAAGAUCAAUUAUUCGUGAUAUAAUUAAGAUGCGGCGAGACGGUCGUUGUAAAAUACAACUAAUUCUCGAAAGGUGGAUAUUUUAUUGUACCAUCUUGUAUGUAACAUGUAUUAUAGUAUUCGUUAACACUCCUUCUGUUAUUCGACAACUAUCAUGUUGUAUCAUGUACAUCGUGGAGUCAAGGGACACAUGUUUCAGCUAUGUAACUCAACAGAUUAUAUUAAAACUUGUUUUAAAGAGCAAAAACGGGGGAAGAAAAAUGCGAAAGAUGCGAGUUGCAUAUAUUGUCAUGACAUAUAUAGAACUAAUAGAAUAAAAAUAUUUUACAUACCA
This is a messenger RNA of Ooceraea biroi (clonal raider ant), 4778 nucleotides long. RefSeq names its product male-specific lethal 2 (gene msl-2). The record is from RefSeq and is a predicted model, not a curated record. Gene Ontology annotation, cellular component: MSL complex. Gene Ontology annotation, molecular function: ubiquitin protein ligase activity. Lineage: Eukaryota; Metazoa; Arthropoda; Insecta; Hymenoptera; Formicidae. Gene Ontology annotation, biological process: protein ubiquitination.